AAAAACAGAGUAGUCAUCAUCAACCUCUUACGCUCCAAUCUCAAGUCUCAACAAUCAAACUCCAAAUCGUUCUCUCAUGGCAGCUUCUUCCUCAAUUCCAGCGUCAACAGCCGUAACCUCCGUCGUCCGCAAACCCCUCCUCCUCUCUACAACAUUCUCUUUCCCCGCUUCUUCACUGUCUCCCUCCACCAAAUUGCCACAAAGACAAAUCCAAAGAUUGCUCCUAGCUUCCUCCUCUGCCUCUGCCGUCCCUUCCAAUCCCAAACCGGUGAAGAAAGAAACCAUCUACUUCGACGGAGGAGCUCAUUACGGUGAUCUAUUGGCUAAUCUCAUCCUAGGCCUAACCAUCCUCUGGCUCCCACUUACAUUAGCCGCUGUAUCUCGAGCCUUUAACCUCCGUUACAGGUUCACCAACCUCCGCGUGACGGUGAUUUCGGGACUAACGGGAGAAGACAGGAGCGAUUUCUCGUACAAAGUGAUCAAGGACGUUCAAGUCGUGCCGAGGUUCAUAGGAGAAUGGGGUGACAUCAUCAUCACUUUGAGAGAUGGGACAAAAGUGGAUUUGAGAAGCGUUCCUAAGUUCAGAGAGAUUGCAAAGUACUGUUUAUCUAUGGCUGAUCAGCCUGCUGUUCUGAAAGAAUCUGGCGCCAAAGGUUAAAAGGGGGGAAAACAUAACUAAGCACCCCAAAAACAUAAUUAAGCACGUUUUAAUUCAUGCAGCUUGUUUCAUUCUGAUUAAUCAUUGAUAUAUUAUAUAUUUGUUUUAACGAUAAGUCUUUGUUAACCUUUUAUUUUUUCUUUUUCUUGUUCAA
Camelina sativa (false flax) is the source of this 812-nucleotide messenger RNA. RefSeq lists its product as uncharacterized. NCBI's taxonomy places the organism in Eukaryota, Viridiplantae, Streptophyta, Magnoliopsida, Brassicales, Brassicaceae. The record is from RefSeq and is a predicted model, not a curated record.